Molecule: messenger RNA, 2214 nt
Organism: Sesamum indicum (sesame)
Lineage: Eukaryota; Viridiplantae; Streptophyta; Magnoliopsida; Lamiales; Pedaliaceae
Source: RefSeq, a predicted model, not a curated record
AAUAGAUAAGAGAAAUCAUAUUUGUGGGGAAAAUGAGGAGAAAGAUGAUAUUAAUGAGUUUGAAGCAAGAAAUGAAUCCAAAACCAAUCAGUACAAAGAUUCAUUUCGUCUUCCUUAGAUUAAGACACAGUUUUCCAUCUUUCCAAAGUUCGUGAAAAUGGUAACUUCCGCCUUCAAGUCCACCUCCAGAAGGGCUACAGCGGCAGAACACAAUGCCCCUCCGCCAGCCGCCACCUCACGGAGGCGAUCCCACAGCGUCAGCGCGGUUUCUCGGAGAACCCACUUGCCAUUUGAUGACAACACUCUGAUUUCCACCGAAUUUUCCAACAGCAGAGAUAACCCUCUUUUCUGGGCUACAUCUUCUUCAUCACCCGACAAAGAAGAAAGUGGAAAGAUCAGUGAAAUAGCUACUAGUAAUAAUAAACAAUCUUCUUCUUUGAGUACAAGAAAUGCAAGAAACGGUAAUAAUAGUAACAAUUCUGGUAGGGAACAGAGGGGGCGUUCCGCUACACGGAGUUCCAGUGACAAGAAUGGAAUUGGCCGCAGUUUGUCAAGGGUUCGAGGCCGGUCUGUGUCUAGAGCCCCCUGUAAAGGAGCUUACGAGGACGGAAAAGAGCAGGUGGUGGUUACAUCUACAGUUGCUCGGAGCAGAAAUGAGAUAAAAAAGAUUGAUAACGGAAUAAAUAGAACUAAUUCAGUCAGAAAUACGUCAGAUCUACGGGGCUGCAGAAACAAUGCAGGAACAACAGUGACUCAGAUUCAAGCAACUGAGUGGUCUGAAGAUGAUUCUGCUUAUAGUUUUCAAAUAUCAAACUUGGAGGAUGGAAUUUCAAUUGGUUCCUUAUCAGAAGCUGAAGAGAAAACUAUUAAAGCUGUAUGUGAAGAUUUGAAAUUAAUGGGGGAGAAACGGGGAGGUGAUAUGCCACCUGGUGAAAUAUAUGCAACUGUUCGAUCUGAAGUGAGACGUGCUAUAUCUGAUAUCCAAAAUGACCUUGAGAGUGCUUGUCAAAGAAAUAAGGCCAACAUUGUUGGAGCUACAAGUGUUGCUGUUAUGCCCUCGGAUUUAGUAAACCCUGAGCCUGUUGAAUUGAUCUCAGACAUCAGAAGGGAAUAUGCCAUAAAACUUGAAGAGUCUGAAGAACGUGCUAGAAAACUUCGAGCAGAUCUUGCUAUUGAAGAGCAUCGUGGCCAGGAGCUGGAUAGAAUACUCAAGGAGAUACUUCCGGAUCCAAAGACUAGUGGUGUUCAGAGAUCUCGUCGGGGAAGAAGGACAAGCAAUGAAAGGAAGCGGAUGUCGAAGCGUCUCACUGACGAAGCCAUGGCAUAUUUUGAUGAAUGUGUGUCCUUGUCAACUUUUGAUAGUUCGGACUUCUCUGCAUCAGAUGACCCACCUUACAGUUCAGUUGGAGGGGCUGAAUCUGCAGGUGCUUCAUCUCUAGUAAGAGCCAGUCUAAGCACCUCAUGCUGUUAUGACCAAGGAAGUGACCUUCACCAGAAACAGUUCUAUAGGUGUGAGGACUCUGGACCAACAGCUAACUGCAGCAGCGCUGAGCCAGGAAGCACUCAACUUUACCAGUUCUCAUUUGCCGAUAAAAAGUCAGAAACUGUUGGACCCAAAGAAGAUAUCCGGAAUUACAUCAGGAAUUUCGAGAGAGGGGCCAAGAAAGACCUUGACUUUGAGGAGACGCGAUCAUACUACGAUGCUGGGGAAUAUAGUGCUCAUGGACGUAGGGAGAGCGUGUUAAUCGACAGGGUGUUGUAUAGCAGCAGAAUCGAGUCGGGGGGGUUGAUUUUAUGCGGUGGUGCCGUCCCAUUUCUGCCUUUUGCUUCAGUAAUGUGAUAUGAAGGAGCGCAUGUGUUUUGGUAAGUGUUUUCUAUCAGUCUUCUCUGUAGUUGUAAUAAGCCAUGCGGCGGGAACUGCUUAUAAGGAUUAUGUCACUCCAGCAGCCGGACCGACCUACAUUCUUGUGACGUGGCCGCAUUAUCCACACGGUUCGAUAUUCUCAAACUCAGUGCAUAUAAGAAUCUUGUCUAUUUUUGUAUAUGUUGCAUGGUGUUUGGGCAUCUCCCUGGGGAUGGGCCCGACUGACAUCUCUGCAAGUGAGUAUGUGAGAGAUAGGUGCAAGAAACUGUGGAUCACUGAAAGAUCAUCUUAGCAUGCAAGAGAUAAGCUACUAAGUGAUGCUUUUUAAAGAUCAAAACACAGUAAUGCAA